Molecule: messenger RNA, 1422 nt
Organism: Chaetomium fimeti
Lineage: Eukaryota; Fungi; Ascomycota; Sordariomycetes; Sordariales; Chaetomiaceae
Exons: 3
Coding region: 64-1362 (432 amino acids)
Biological process (GO): protein geranylgeranylation
Cellular component (GO): Rab-protein geranylgeranyltransferase complex; cytoplasm
Molecular function (GO): Rab geranylgeranyltransferase activity
Source: RefSeq, a predicted model, not a curated record
CUAACAACGACACUCCGACGGCCUUGCGUUAAGCUCCCCGGACUGCCUCCAGGUGUAAGAGAAAUGGCCGACCAAGGUGGAUCGCAACACGGCAUAGCCCGCACCUCGCGCGUGCGCACCGACGAACAGCGACAGCGCGACCUCGACCGCAUCGCCAAGUACCGCGACCUCGAGGACCAGGUGCGCGCACUCACGGCCAAGGGCGAGUACACCCCCGCCGUCUUCCAGCUCACGUCCAAGCUGCUGCGGCUCAACCCGGAAUACUACACGAUAUGGAACGCCCGCAGGCGCUGCCUAAUCUCUGGCUCAUUCUCAAGACCAUCAGCUGGGUCAUCAUGCUCGAGGGCGUCCUCGACUACUUCUCCUACCGCCACUACAGCAGCCUCUUCCACCAGCUACUCGUCGUCAUCCUCGGCCACGACCCCGCCCGCCCGCAGCUCCCCGACAGCUGGGAAGAGUGGUACAACAGCUGACCCCACAUCCGACACUCCCGAAACCGACGAAUCCGCCGCCGCGGACACGGACACGGCCGCAACGGCGGCAGCAGAAGCCGAGACUCGAGACCUCUCCGUCCUCAAAACCGAGCUCGCCUUCACGAUCCCACUGCUCCUCGACUCGCCCAAGUGCUACUGGAUCUGGAGCUACCGGCUCUGGCUGCUCCAGCAGGCGAUCGCGCGGCUGCGCCCCGCGGUGGCGCGCGGGGUGUGGGAGGAGGAGCUGGGGCUGGCGUCCAAGAUGCUGGGCAAGGACCGGCGCAACUUCCACGCGUGGGGCUACCGGCGGCACGUGGUGGCGCAGCUCGAGAGCGCCGCCCUGCGCGGCCGCAGCAUGGUCGAGCCCGAGUUCGCCUACACCGACAAGAUGAUCCGCACCGACCUGUCCAACUUCUCCGCCUGGCACAGUCGGAGCAGGUUGAUUCCGCGCUUGCUGGAUGAGAGGGGCGCGGAUGCGGCGGCGAGGAGGGCGUUUUUGGAUAAUGAACUUCAACAAAUCCGCGAAGCCCUCAAUGUCGGUCCCGAGGACCAAUCGCUGUGGUACUACCACCAAUUCCUCGUCCUCAACCUUGUCGCGCCGGACAAACACCCCGCUAUGACACCCGACUUCACACGCGAGGACCGGGUGGCGUAUCUAACGCGAGAGAUUGACGAGAUCAAGGAGCUGGUGGAGGACUACGACGAUGUGAAACUGAUUUACGAGGCCUUGUUUGAGUACACGGUCUACUAUUGCCAGCUUGAGGAAAGGCAACCUGAGCCGAGUGAACGAGCGGGCCUCGUAGUGUGGUUGGGGAAGUUGCGGGAGUUGGAUCCAAUGCGGAAUGGGAGGUGGGCUGAUCUGGAAAGGGAGUAUAACUUGAAAGACUGACACAUCCAUGAUACCGUUAAUACAUUUGAAACCCAAUUUCAGCGUCAAAGUUUAUAAUAU